CGGGCGGGACGUCGGGGGGAGCCGGCGCCGGAACUCGAGCGGCGCGGUGCUCGUUGCUUGGCCGGCUCGGGCGCAGAGACCCGGCGCCGGGAAGGUGUGGGCGCCGGGAAGGUGUGGGCGCCGGGAAGGUGUGGGCGCCGGGGUCUGUGGGUCACAGAGCGGGAGCAGCGAGGCGGCCGCUCUGCGGGGACGGGGUUCGGCCGCCGCUCCCCCGUCCUGGCCUCGCCUCUGCCCAGGCCGCGGCGCGGGGCGGCGCAGGCGGGGCCGCGGCGGAGGCCGAGGUGUCGCAGCUGCCGGGCCGGGAGUCGGGCUGGCUCCGCACCGGCGGGCUGCUAAAGCAAAGGGACAACGACCGGGCUAAGGAGAAGAUCAACUACAGAAACUACAGUGAGAGAGCUCUGAAUUCUAGUUUUGUUGUUAAAUUAACUUUCAAUCCAAUAAUUCCUUACUAGACGUGAACUCUUCAAGUUACCAGUAUGGCUCUGGCUGUGGUGCUGCGGGAUGGUGCUUCCUCCCGCGGUGGAUGCUGCAGGCACAAAGGUUUGCUCUCCUUACUCGGACCUCUCCUCAGCAAUUCAAAAUUGUACAGCAGCUACAGGAGGCCAGGGACAGAGCCUGAUAAAAAACCCUCUUGGCAGAAUGCUGAUUUGAGCUUUAAGAAGAGCGUUGAUCGCCUAAAGACUCAGCUAAGCUUGCUGAAGAAGGAAACCCAAGAUUACUUAAAAGGACAUGGAGGCCAUCAAUUAAGUCAGCACUUGUUGGAACAAACAAGGGUGUUGUGGCAGUUUAGGAGCCAAGAAGAUUUAGAUAAAUGGGUUAUUUCCUCUGAUAUGGAGAUUGGAGGGAAGAGUAAAGUUUACAUCAAAUUGGGUAGGAAUAACCAGGCUGCUCUGCUGUAUGGAACCCUCAAUACAGAAGUACCUCGGGAUGGGGAGACAAAAUACAGUGGAUAUUGCAGUAUGAGAUCCAGACCAGCAGUGGGAUCUUUUAACAGGAAGAAGUAUUAUGACUGGUCGAACUUCAACAGUCUGUAUUUACGUGUCCGUGGUGAUGGCAGACCUUGGAUGGUCAACAUUUAUACAGACCCUUACUUCUCUCAUCAGAAGGAUGACCUCUACAGCUACUUCAUGUUCACCCGAGGAGGCCCCUACUGGGAGGAGAUACAGAUUCCAUUCUCCAAAUUCUUUUUCUCCAGUAGAGGAAGAGUCCAGGAUAACCAGCAUCCUGUCUGGUUAGACAAGGUGAGAACCCUUGGAUUCACCAUUGGAGAUAAAGUAGAUGGUCCAUUCCAGCUGGAGAUCGAUUUUAUUGGUCUGCUAAAUGACAGAGCUCACAGAGAGGAGUUUGCCUAUGAAAUAUAUGACAAGAAUACUCCAGUAUAAGUUGGAUUAGUGUCCUUUGGAAAAUUCUUCAGAUAUUUGGUUUAUUUUUAUAAAAUACUUCAUGUGUGGUUUUUAACAACUUGAAGAGCCUAUGCAAACAUUAAAGAGAUAAAUGCAUGAAGUGUGACACCACUGGCAUCUAUAAACUCCCAAAUACAGAAUCCUGAGAGACUGUACAUAGAUGGACUGCAGUGUAGCCUGAGAGCAGCUGUGAUGUUCUUACAAAGUAGUAACUCUUCCUUGGGUAAGUUUGGGCUUCUGUCCUGACUUUUACUGAAAUAAAAGUAUUUAAUAUGUUUGUUGUUC
Prinia subflava (tawny-flanked prinia) is the source of this 1688-nucleotide messenger RNA. It is a transcript of the gene NDUFAF1, whose product is annotated as NADH:ubiquinone oxidoreductase complex assembly factor 1. The record is from RefSeq and is a predicted model, not a curated record. Gene Ontology annotation, biological process: mitochondrial electron transport, NADH to ubiquinone; mitochondrial respiratory chain complex I assembly. The transcript is spliced from 6 exons. Bases 477 to 1382 code for a protein of 301 amino acids. Lineage: Eukaryota; Metazoa; Chordata; Aves; Passeriformes; Cisticolidae. Gene Ontology annotation, cellular component: mitochondrion.